CAAUCAUAGUGAAUAACUGGCUGAGGGUUCAGAGGAUAUUUUCCCCUCCCUUCCACAGAAUCCAAGGAAUGAGGGCAUCGCCGGCCAUUUAUUUAUUUGCUUGUUUCUUGUUUUGUUUUCAAUCCGCGAUGCGCCAUCAGGAAAUCAUUUCCGCUUCUGCCCCUGGUGAGGCUCGGUGAAAUGCUCCCCUUUCAGCCAAUGAGGAGCACGGGUUUCUGGCAGGGGGCUGUGCUUUUUGGUCAGCCCUGCCCCCACCCACCCUGCACACACAAAAGCAGCAUAAUUAACGGUGUUAAGGAAGCCGAGCCUCUUCCAGCAGCGAGCUGGGAAGGAGAAAAUACCUCGAAGGCCCGGAAACCGACGAUGACAGGGGGCACCGCCGCGGCGGAGCAAGGGGGGACUGACCGCUAACUGCGAACCGCCCCCCCCGCCGCUGGACAAACGGCCGCGUGGCUCUGGGUGACCUUCCCUGGAUGCAGAGCCCGCCGCUGCGUGCAUCUUGCUCCGAUGCUCUCAAGGCCCCGGGACUGCGCGCUCUGAAGGCGAGGGAUGCCCGGCUGCAACCGCGCGGGGCCCGCCUUUGUUUGCGCGUAACUCGGGGAGGCCGCGGAGAACCCAGCGGCCGCGGAGGGUCCGUCCCUGCUUGAAGCCGGCGCCUCUUCCCAGACCCCAUGGGGACCACUGAAGCCACGCUCCGGAUGGAAAAUGUGGAUGCGAAGGAAGAAUGGCAGGACGAAGCUCUUCCCCGGCCACUCCCAGAAGAGACAGGGAUGGACUCGCUCUGCAGCCCUGCGGAAGACACGUCCUCCCCUCCCAACACGCUGAACUUCAACGGGGCUCAUCGCAAGCGGAAGACACUGGUGGCCCCGGAGAUCAACAUCUCCCUGGACCAGAGUGAGGGCUCCCUGCUGUCUGACGACUUCCUGGACACACCUGAUGACCUGGAUAUCAAUGUGGAUGACAUCGAGACCCCCGAUGAGACGGACUCCCUGGAGUUCCUAGGAAAUGGCAACGAGUUGGAGUGGGAGGAUGACACCCCUGUGGCUGCUGCCAAGAACAUGCCUGGGGACAGCGCGGAUCUGUUUGGGGACGGCGCCCCAGAGGACGGCAGUGCAGCCAAUGGGCGCCUGUGGCGGACAGUGAUCAUAGGAGAACAAGAGCACCGAAUUGAUCUGCACAUGAUCCGGCCCUACAUGAGGGUGGUGACCCAUGGAGGGUACUACGGUGAGGGUCUCAACGCCAUCAUUGUCUUUGCGGCCUGCUUCCUCCCGGACAGCAGCUCCCCCGACUACCACUACAUCAUGGAGAACCUCUUCCUGUAUGUCAUCAGCAGUUUGGAACUCCUGGUGGCGGAAGAUUACAUGAUCGUGUACCUGAAUGGAGCCACCCCCCGGCGGAGGAUGCCCGGCAUCGGCUGGUUGAAGAAGUGUUACCAGAUGAUUGACAGGAGAUUGCGGAAAAACCUGAAGUCCCUGAUCAUCGUCCACCCAUCCUGGUUCAUUCGCACCGUGCUAGCCAUCUCCCGACCUUUCAUCAGCGUCAAAUUCAUCAACAAGAUCCAGUAUGUGCACAGCUUAGAAGACCUGGAGCAGCUCAUCCCCAUGGAACACGUGCAGAUCCCAGACUGCGUGCUACAGUACGAAGAGGAAAGACUCAAGGCCAGGAGAGAGAGCGCGAGGCCGCCGCCAGAGUUGGUCCUGCCCAGGCCGGAGGAGAAGCCAGAGGCAGCACAGAUGGGGGACAGGUCUGCUCCGGUCACAGAAGAUCAGGAAAGGUGGGUGGGAGCAUGUCCUGAGCUGAGAUUACAGAGAGAGACAGGAAGGAAGAUUCCAGAUGCCAAGAACCCCCCCAUCAGACACCCUCUGGCCCUGGAUCUCGUCCCCACCUCAUCCCGAGCCCCAGUCUUUGGACGGUGCCCGUCUCCUCCAUCCAUCUCUGAAACCUGGCAUCCUUUUAGCUGCUUGGAGAUAUUUUUUUCACGUGAUGCAGUAUUAGUGCGUUCCAGAAAAGGACCCGGUUCUCAGCCCUCCACCCCUCCACACGCAUGAGCUCACGGCAGAGAAGAGCGAGAAGCACAGGGCAUGACCCACGUGCCCUUGGUGGCCUCAGAGACCCGUCGUAGCUGCACAAAGUCUUGGUUCAAGACCCUUCUCUUCCUCGACCGACACCUGGCCCGGGUUGGAGCCGGACACCCACUGGCUUCCUGGCCAGGUCUGGAUUCGUUCUUGUGCCUUUCCUCCCAGAACAGCCCCUGCAGCCCUGGACACCCGGCCUAGAAGCUCAGCCCCCAGCAAUGCCAGGCUCUCGGCACCUCCCAGCCUCUAACCUCAUGGCAUGUCAUUUGCCCAGCCCUCUUCGUCUCUCAUGACACCCACCUUCUCUAGGGGCGUCAGAGGCCCACAGCGUGAGAGCCACGUGACCAUCAUGGUCUGACGGUUGCAAGACCAUACCCCCCAACCUAGAACAUUCUCAAGCCCCUUUACCACAGAUGCCACGCCACAGGGCAGUCCCGACCAAUACCUCCUACCUAGGGAAUGAACUCAACUGUCCCCACUUCUCCAGCACCCCCUCAACACGGGGUUAGGAGGCACCCCUUGGGCUGCCACCGAGAGAAACCCAGCUCUGAAAUAGGCUCAUCUCAGAAAUGCAGACCAAGGGAAAGGAAGAGACAGGGUACUGGACACACGAGUGUUUUCAAGUUCACUUGGGAAAUAAAUCGAGUGGCUUUGGUUGCUAGGCCACCUGAUUCAAAGGAGGCACCCUUCCCUUGGACAAAAGAUGGAUUUUUCUAAUGUGGUCCAAACGCCAGUCAGGUGGCCGCUAGAGGCAGUGAGCCCCAACCCCCGUCUCUGGAGACAGUGAAGAGAAGGCUGGACAGGGCUUAAAGAAUAUGGUCCCUCCAAUCCUGAGAGUCUCUAUUUCUGUAAACUUGAGUGGGCACAGUCUCUGGGCCCCCCUUAGCAGCUCAGUAGCUGGCUUCUUAGCAGGUGUCCCUGGGGUUUGGUCGGCCUGCCCCCCCAGUUUCUGAGUGUGAGUUUCUUGCCCUUGGCAGAGAUGUCAAAUGCUUUUGAACCUGGGACAUCAUGGGAUGCGUUCUGAGUUAUCCCAACAGUGGGAGGAUGCUGUUGGCAUUUAGUGUCCCCAGAAAGGGAUGUCCGCUGCUUUGCCACACGACAGAGAGCCCUGCACGUUAAGGAACCAUCCCACCCCAAUGCCAGCGGCUUCCACCUUGAGAAAUAUGGGGUUUCUGGGUGGCUAUGGGCCUGUAUCUUCUAUGUCCCAGCAGUGUCCCGGUGAGGCCAGGCUAUUUAGAGGUUGGGUGGGGUUUUUAAAGUUGUGUUUCUGCUGUUUCCUGAAUGUCAAAUAAAGGACAGGGACCAUAUUCUGGGCCGCAGUGUGUUAGCGGGAGCCUGAGGCAGGGGCAGGUUGGCGGAAGGGCCUCUCCAGGCUGCCUUCCCAAAGGCCCUCACCAUCCCAGGUCUGCUUGUUACGCGCCCCCACCCAGAGCACCUCUUCUCACAAAAGGAGCUCCAGGCAUCUGCCAGGCUGCCCCAAACUGCAGGCUCCGGUGGCCACCAGCUCUGCUCACUGGAGUCUGACCCAUGGCCCUGAAGGCCCCACACUCCCACCCCAAAGAAUGCAGUAACUUCUGGAAGGCUUGUCCCUUGCUACAGGCUCAAAAAAAGAAGCCAGAGAUAGGAACUGAUGCGUUCUACCCAAUCUGACAAUUACUGAGUGCCUAUAAAGGUGACAGAGGGUCAAAAAAGGACAGACCCCAUUUUACCCUGAAGCAGCCCACAGACUAAAGAUUCUAGCCACACAACUCCGACAGGAACCGCCCACCACCCCUCUGGACCACCAGCAGCCACGGACAAUAGGAAAGUGGAUUGAAGGACCCCAACUUGGCCACAGCAGCCCCUUCCAGAAAAGAGAGCCCCCUGAGAGGCUGUCUCGGGACCAGCCACCUGUCCGCAGGUGUGAGAAGUUCUGCCGCACAGCUCUGUCCACACACGGCCACUACAUCCGGGGCUUGACUUCCAAAACUGGUUAUGCAAACCAUUUGUAUCUCUGGGGCAGCUGUGGCCAAAAUGCAAUGGACCCCAGGCGCCUGUCAUAAUGGGACGUUGGGCUUUCCUCCUGUGACACCUGGGUCAAGUCCUCUCCCAAAAUCAUAGCUCAUACACCCAUCCUUCCAAUGGCGAGUUUUGCGGUUUUUAAAAAACAAAAGCAAUUCAUUAUGAUGACCAUUGCCGUGUUCAGACAUUUCCAGGAGCUUUGGGGGAUUUUUAUGUGGAAAUAAACUGUAACAGA
Molecule: messenger RNA, 4311 nt
Organism: Manis javanica (Malayan pangolin)
Lineage: Eukaryota; Metazoa; Chordata; Mammalia; Pholidota; Manidae
Source: RefSeq, a predicted model, not a curated record